This is a messenger RNA of Sphaeramia orbicularis (orbiculate cardinalfish), 1040 nucleotides long. RefSeq names its product NPC intracellular cholesterol transporter 2. Gene Ontology annotation, biological process: intracellular cholesterol transport; cholesterol efflux. The transcript has 5 exons. The record is from RefSeq and is a predicted model, not a curated record. NCBI's taxonomy places the organism in Eukaryota, Metazoa, Chordata, Actinopteri, Kurtiformes, Apogonidae. The coding region runs from base 143 to 592 and encodes 149 amino acids. Gene Ontology annotation, molecular function: cholesterol binding.
UCCUGACAGUAUGUCUUCCGGGAUUAUAUUUACCAUUUAAGGCGUGUUUUCGAUCUCGUGAUCCAAGGAACAAAAAGGGGUAGGUCGUGUUUUUAGUCGGAAACAGGUUCAUCCGAUUCACAGGUUGUGAUAAAGCAGGAACAUGGAUUGUCGCACUGGUUUCGUCGUCUUUUUGUCAUUAAUUGGUUUCACCUUCGCGGUUCCAGUUAAAUUCAUUGACUGCGGUUCCUCUUCUGGUAAAGUUGACUUGGUGGACAUAGCCCCCUGUCCCAGUCAGCCUUGCCAGCUUCACAGAGGAGACAGCUACAGCGUCAAUGUGACAUUCAGUAGCAAUGUGGAGACUGACACGAGUAAAGCAGUGGUUCAUGGAAUAAUUGCUGGAGUUCCCGUUCCGUUUCCCAUUCCCAACGAUGAUGGCUGCAAGUCUGGAAUCCAGUGUCCUAUCCAGAAGCAGCAGAGCUACAGCUAUAUGAACUCAUUACCUGUGAAGACUGAGUAUCCUACGAUAAAGCUGACUGUGAAAUGGGAACUGAGAGACAAGGACAACAAUGACUUGUUCUGCAUCAAGUUCCCAGUCCAGAUUGUGUCUUAGGAUGGCUACAAACACAAUAAAUUAAAAGGGAUUGAGUUAAGCAUAUGAAUACGAACGAAUUCUACUUAAGAUCUAAUUUUAUUCAUUUCUCAAAUUGAUUUUAAGAUGUCACCUGUUUGCAAGACAUUUCUGCUCAUACUCAUCCUAAAUCUGACAGAAAAUAAAUACAGGGCUGAGUUUUUUUGCUGUGAUCUCAUCUGUGUAACAGUUGAUUUAAGAGUAACGGUUCUGAAAUAAUGCAGUUCUUUAUCAUCAACUUGUGAGCUACAUUCCACAAAUAUACAAAUGUAUUAACUUAUUGGCUGCUGUGUAGUCAGAAAAGGUACAUUCUGUACUUUUUCUCAAACAUUUUUGUAGUAAUUUGUUACUAACCUUGUACUAUCAAACAUGUGGAAAUGCAUUUUGUUAAUAUGAAGAAUUACAAUAAAGAAGUUUAACAUGUACUGAA